This is a messenger RNA of Bemisia tabaci, 1846 nucleotides long. RefSeq names its product Actin binding protein 1 (gene Abp1). Gene Ontology annotation, molecular function: actin filament binding. Gene Ontology annotation, cellular component: actin filament; postsynaptic density; dendrite. Lineage: Eukaryota; Metazoa; Arthropoda; Insecta; Hemiptera; Aleyrodidae. Gene Ontology annotation, biological process: neuron projection morphogenesis; positive regulation of dendritic spine morphogenesis; positive regulation of axon extension. The record is from RefSeq and is a predicted model, not a curated record.
AAAAGUGAUCAAAGGGGUCCGCCUCGCGUUUUGUUUACAGUGUGAUUUUUCACGUUUUCGGCACAAUUUUCAUGUCAAUUACAUCAAGAUGAGUGUUAAUUUUGAAAAGCAUAAAGCUGACCUACUUGCUGCUUGGAAAGAAGUGGUUGAUGAUAAAACUGCAACUGACUGGGUACUCCUAAGUUAUGAAGGACUCAGCAAUGACUUGGUAAUAGUUGGGAAAGGAGAUGGAGGAAUUGAAGAAUUGAAAGAAGAAUUGAAUAGCGGAAAAAUCAUGUAUGCAUUCUGUCGAUUACUUGAUCCCAAAACUAGUCUACACAAGUUUGUUUUAAUUAAUUGGCAAGGUGAGGGUGCCCCAGUUAAUAGGAAGGGAAGCUGCGCUGGACAUUUACGGGAAAUUGCCAGUUUUUUCAAAGGCACUCAUGUUACAAUAAAUGCUAGGAAUGAAGAAGAAGUGGAUGAAGAUGAAAUAAUAGAGAAAUUAUCUAAAAGCACAGGUUCUAGUUACUCGUUCAAAACGCGGACAGAGCCUCUACUUCCAGUGAAAGAACCAGUGGGCACAGUUUAUAAAAAAGUGAUUCCUAGGCAAGAAAUCAACUCCGCAGAACGAGACAAGUUCUGGGCUGCUGAAGAAGAGGCAGAGCGAAAGCGGCAGGCUGAAGAAGCUCGAAUUAGGGAAGAAAAACAAAGGUUAGCUGAGCUUGAGAGGCAUCGUAGAGAGAUGAGUGAAAUGUCUAUCCGAGAAGCCAAAGUCCCAUCGGUAGAAAAUAUCAGUCAAGAGGCUAUCAGGCCAAUAGUAGAGAAUAUUGCUCAAGACACAGUUCAGCCUAGAAUUCAGGAGAUUGAAAAUAACACAGAAAGCAAUGCAGUUAACGAAAUUGAAACAAAUGCCAAAAAAUCCAGGAGUGAGGAAGCCCAAGAAUUAAUUUCAACUCGAACUGUAGAUGCUCGUGCAAUUUUUGAAAAUGCUGCCAAGAAUAGCUCAGGAACACAAUUAUCCAAUAAAUCCGCAACACAUAUAUCUAAUAAAUCUGCUUCCAAGGCCAGUCUUCAACCCUCAAACCACAGUACGGAGGAUGGAAGACUCAAUGCAGGUGCUCAAGAAUCAGAGAAGGCGAUGCAAAAUGGCUCCGCAGAACCUCAGAACUCAAGUGAAAAUGAACUAGACAGUGAUAAAUUAGAUACAACUCCAGAAGUUCAACCGACGCCUGAUCUGAAUGGUUCUGCUGCUAUUGAUACAAAUCACUCAAGCCCUGUACCCGGACAAACUGAAGGAGGCCUUCGUGCGGUAGCCUUAUACGAUUACCAAGCUGCUGACGAAACAGAAAUAUCCUUCGAUCCUGGUCAAGUCAUCACGAACAUUGAUCAAAUUGAUGUUGGUUGGUGGCAGGGCCUUGGUCCCGACGGAUCUUACGGUUUAUUCCCAGCGAAUUAUGUGGAGCUUCUGGAAUAAUAGCAUACCACGUCCCUAAAAAUUUAUCGUCCCAUCAAGGUUAGUGAUUCACAUUCUGUACGCUCAUGACAGAAGAAAUUUUACAAUACUUAAUGUUGAAAAUUCUACAACUGAUAAAUUAGUGCCAGGAAUAAAGUUCUUCUCCUAUAGGAUUCACCCUUCGAGUUAAAGUUGUGGAUUCAUUCAAUACAUGAGAUGAACAGGGCUUUGCAAUUUUUUGAAAAUUAAUAAGAUAAAUUUUCCAGUCAAGUAAUUUUGACAUUUUUGAUAAUUUUCAAAGAUAAAAUCAAGACUGAGGGCAAUCUUCUUAUGAUUGCCCAGCACAUUUUUCCUAGGACCUGUAUUAAAAGUAUUGAUUCUUUGAAACCAAAAUUGAUUUUUUUAAAAAAAAAA